GAGCGAGGCGAUGUCUGUGAGGCAGGCGGCGGCGGCGGCAAGCUAUGCUGGACCUAGGAGGGACGAAGAGGCGUUGCUGCUUUUCGAGAGGGCCCAUUACCGGCACGACCCGCGCUGGCUGCUACCCGUGUCCCCGCGCCUCUGCCUGGCCUGCGCGCUGGAGCUGCUGCCGGAGCCCGGCGUGUCGUUGGUACGCAAGAAGCACGUGCUGUCCUGCUUCCGAGAUGCCCUGGUGAGGCACACCUCUCUGGUUACACAGCUGGUGGCUCAGGACCAGAGAGUCUGCAUCCAUUUUAUAAGCAUGCUUUUUGAUCCCCUGCUGGGCAUCCUCAACAGUUUCAAAGGAAUCAGCACAAAGCAUGUGAGUCACCAGGGAGAGAACGUCCUCCCGUCCCUGUGCCCGCUAGAGCUCACGGAACACUAUGCUCCACCAUGUCUUGGAAGGCCGUACCAGGACUUCCGGCAAUUGGGUCCCAGACCCUUGCUAGGAAUCUCCCAAGAUGUGAACCGGGAAAAGCUGGAGAGACGCAGAAACUCAUCCGAACAGCAAAUCUGCUCAGUUCUUAUACAGCUCACCACGCAACUAGAGCUGGAGCAGACUGUCCAUUGCCUGCUGGAUGAGUGCCACAAAGAGCUGUGCAACAUGCCCUCCAUGCGAGGUAGCCUGGCUACCCUGACCCUUCUUGGCAAGUUGGUGGAUGCCAUCCCUGCUUUGGCAGAUAAUCUUGUAAUGGAGCAUGGUAACCUGAUGGAGCAUCUGUUGAGAGGCUUAGUAUACCCCAAUGAGGGAGUGCAAGCUUCUGUCUGUUACCUUUAUGGGAAGAUAUACUCCUCACCAAUGGCAGCUGAAAUACUUUCGGGACAUUUCCGAGAGAAGCUUUGUCCCCUCUUCCUUCCCACCCUGGAUGGUGCCAAGACAAAGGAGCUACAGAUCAAUUGCUUGGGGUUGCUGAGGCAACUGUUGAAGUAUGACCUCUUUGUUUCCUUGAUCAUGAACAAGUCUGCACUGGCAGAAAAUGCUGACAGUAUUGAGGGGCCACCAGGAGAGACCUCACUGCCUUUGGUGCUCAAAAAGCUUCUCCUUUCUAGAGAUGAGACCCUGCAGGUGGCCAGUGCCCACUGUAUAACUGCAGUGCUGGUCCACUCCCCAGCGAAGCAUGCCCUGGCCUUCAUCCAUGCUGACAUCCCAGAGUUCCUCUUUGAGCAUCUUUCGUCUUCCAGCGAAGUGCUCAUCUGGUCCAGCUAUAACUGCCUGAUACUCCUGGCAGAAGAGCCAUGCUUUUUUUCCAAGUGUCACACGGUGUAUGGGAUCGAGGCAGUGGUAAGGAGCCUACAGGGAAUCCUGAAGAUGAACAACACAGAGCUGCACAAGCAGGGCCUGCUGCUCCUUGCUGAGAUCCUGACUCGGCAGCCGGAGGAGAUCAAGCUGUUCACAAGCUCAGCCAUGUGCAGAGAUGCUGGCCGUGUCCUCCAAGAAGCAGUUAGCAGCCCUGUGCUGGAGGUAGCUGCUGAGGCAGUGAAGGCCACUUCUGCUUUCCUGAGGAAGGACCAUCAGAGUGCUCCACCUGUGAGGUAUGGGGAACUACAGGCCUUGCUGGAAGCCAUGCUUGGCCGGUGUGUGGAGCUUUCCCAGACUCCGCUGAAGAGGAGGCCACUGGGCCAUGCCUCCAGUAGAGAUUUGGAGAAGGCCAUUCUUCAAAGGGGAAAAUUUAUCCUGAGAACUCUGGAGGGAUUUAGAAAUGCCUGCAGGUUGGCUGUGGAAUUCCAGAGUGAGCCAUCUGCCCAGGAGAAUCCAUUCACAGCUCCCAGUGCUGAGAAGAAAGAUACCUUGGAGGCCUUCUCAGAAUUUCUUCUCAGUGCCUGUGACUCCCUGUGUAUUCCCAUGGUGUUGAGGCACUUGGAGCAGACUACCAAUCCAGCUUUGAUGGAAGUUUUCCUCUCAAUUCUGCACAACCUCUUUGUCAUCGUUCCUCACAUGAAGGAGAAGUUCUCCAAGAAGCUCGCUGCCUCAUCCUUCAUUCAACUGACUCUGGAGCUGAAGGCCAGGUUCUGCAGGUAUGUAUGUCACUCAGCCCUAAACCAGAUAUGUUCCAAUUUCCUCUAUGACAUGUGCCUCAACCUUUUCUCAGCUCCAGAGAAGACAGGACCACCUUUCCAAGAAGAACUUUCUGCAGUAUCUGAGCUCCUGCAGUAUGCACUGCCCCAGAUAAGCACCAGUAGCUCUGAAAGCCUUGCCGUCCUGUCUGAUCGCCAGUAUGUGGAGAGAGCUGUUCGCCAGAGACAGUACUGCAUCCUGCUUCUUUUCUACCUGGCCUACAUUUAUGAAGACAGGUUUGUCUCAGAGGCAGAGUUAUCUGUGGCUGUCCAAAGCUUCCUCCUGUCUCUGCAGGAACAAGGCGAGCGCCCCCCAGUCUUGGUCUUCAGAGCUUCCAUCUAUCUGCUUGCAAUCUCCCAGGACAAAGAUAAUGCACUAGAUGAGGCUGUCGUCAGUGCAAUCAGAAAAUUCCUAGAGGGCAUCCCAGAGCUGCACCUAGUCUAUACCCACCACCCCCUCCUGCUCAGGUUCUUCCUGUUGUAUCCAGAACUAAUGAGUAGGUUUGGUCACCGUGUCCUGGAACUUUGGUUUUGCUGGGAAGAGAGCAGCUAUGAGGAACUGGAUGAUGUCCCACCUGCUGAGCAGCCCACCCUUCCUACCAGCUUAGCAGCCCUGUUCCAGAUGCUCAGAAGCAGCCCCAGUAUCCUGCUCAUUUUGCUGGAUCUUGUCUAUUCCAGCCCAGUGGAUACAGCUCGCAAGGUACUGAUCAUCCUGGGGAACUUCCUGAGAAGGAAUGGGGAUGUCAAAGUGGAUGGUCUCAUCCGAGGCCACUUUCUGCUGAUCCUGCAGCGUCUACUGGUAGAACAUGGGGCUUUUCCCCCAGGAGCCUCAGGGAACCUGCCGUUGCUGCUAAACCUCCUCUCCCUGGUGCAACUGAGGAAUGAGUCAGUGCAAGAACUGGAUAGCAUGGCCAUGAAGCUCCUUCACCAAGUAAGCACGCUGUGUGGCAAGUGCAGCCCCACUGAUGUGGAUAUCCUGCAGCCCUCCUUCAACUUCCUGUAUUGGAGCCUUCAUCAGACCGCAUCCAGCAGUCAGAAAAGAGCUGCUGCAGUGCUCCUGAGCAGCACGGCCCUGAUAGAGCUUCUGGAGAAGAUGCUGGCACUCACUUCAGCAGAGGCUGACUCUCCCAGGACCGCACUCCUCUGUUCUGCAUGGCUGCUCACUGCUUCCUUUUCUGCUCAGCAGCACAAUGGAAGUUUGCAGGUUCACCAGACACUAUCUGUGGAACUGGACCAAGUAUUGAAGGUCAUCAGCUUUCCAAAGAAACAGACGGCACUGCUCUCAGCUGCCAUCUUAUGCUUCCUGCGAACAGCCCUGCAACAAAACUUUUCCUCUGCCCUGGUGACCCUGGUGCCCUCAGGGGCCCAGGCACUGUCAGCCCCUGAGGACACUGUCCUAGCUCCACUGGGAACAUCACAAGUGCUGUCCUUGGUCAUUGGGCUGCAGAACCUCCUGGUGCAGAAGGACCCUUUGUUGUCCCAGGCCUGUGUUGGCUGCCUGGAGGCCUUGCUUGACUACCUGCAUGCCCGGAGACCAGACAUUGCACUCCAUGUGGCCUCCCAGCCCUGGAAUCGGUUUUUGCUGUUUACCCUCUUGGAUGCCAGAGAGAAUUCCUUCCUUAGACCUGAGAUCUUAAGGCUCAUGACCCUGUUUGUGCGGUACCGGAGCAUCAGCAUCCUCUCUCAUGAAGAGGUGGGUCAUGUUCUGCAAGGUGCAGCUUUGGCUGACCUAUCUAUCCUGUCAAACACCACACUCCAGGCUCUGCGUGGCUUCUUCCUUCAGGUCCAGAGCAUGGGCCUCUUGGAUGACCACAGCAUGAUCCGGAAUCUGCAGGCCUCCUUGGAGGGCCUUCCCCCUAGUGCCUUCUCAGGCCAGCCGCUGCUACAGGACAUGUUCUGCCUGGAAGGGGUGGCUGUAUCUCUGUCCCAUAUCAGAGACUGACGGUCAGGACUUGAAGGCCCAGAAAUGGAGAAAGAAAUGAGACCUGGAGACAAAGUUAGAGCAUAUUAUUGGGGAAAUGGAUUACAACUGAAGCCAUUCAUCUGGAGCCAUUUACUCCAUUGUUGAAAUGGAAUCAGGAAAUAAAAUGAUACACUCACA
Molecule: messenger RNA, 4195 nt
Organism: Carlito syrichta (Philippine tarsier)
Lineage: Eukaryota; Metazoa; Chordata; Mammalia; Primates; Tarsiidae
Gene: MEI1
Product: meiotic double-stranded break formation protein 1
Exons: 31
Coding region: 11-4036 (1341 amino acids)
Biological process (GO): meiosis I
Source: RefSeq, a predicted model, not a curated record